AUGUUCUGUUGAUAACUAGUGACCCGGAUACACGACGCACCUAGAUUAGACAGGUGACAGUUGAACAGCGGCUUAAUAAUGGGGCUCUCUUUCCCAGCACUCCUGGUCCUGUUGGUCAGUGUGACCAGCAGCAGCAGCUCUUACCCACGACCAUUACAACCUGAAGAAACAACUGAUCACUUCCUAGCUGGGGCCCUACUCAGUUACUCUGUCAACCUGACUGGCUGCAAGGUGGUGUCCCAGACAUCCCCUCCCAUCAAGACCAACGACUUUGGAGACGACAUCAGACACGGCCGCUACGUCAUGUACGGCCCCCUUAACAACCUCACGUUCUGGAGACAGCGUUUUGUGGAUGACAAACACGCCACAAGAAGUGGCCCCACGUCCCGCCUCACUGGCAUCCAGAUGGACGCCACUGGCUACGCUUACGUCUACAUACACGACUAUGACCCGAAGACGUUGACCAGAUUGGCUUAUCUACACAUGGAGUGUUGGGCCAUGACAGGGUUUACUCCAAUUGCUCAAACGCCUAAAGGAAAACAAUUACCCUUUGAUGACAUCAAAGCAGAGUUGCUGAAGGGAUCUCUGCUCUCGUACAGCAUCUACACCACAUAUUGCGAACCCAGGCCCAAGAACUAUACCCACCUAUAUGUGGAUGCUGGGCCUAUUGAUGAGUAUCGACUGGACCAGGACGGCAGCGUCGUUUUCACCUACCGGGUUGUGGACAGUGACUUAUCAAUGGAUAUCAUAACAAUCAAGAUGACAUCAUCAGAUGAUAUCACCUUAGAGAAAUACACGUAUUCACAAGUAAAGGGGAAUCCGAGUCAGUUAGUUACAAAAACUUGCAAGUACACAAUAGGAACAUUUGGUUUUGGUGUGUAUAAAAUAACGUCCCCACAAACUUGAUACAGGAAACGAUAUGUAUGAGAUUCCACAGUGUUGAAUAAAACACUCUGUAAAUGA
Haliotis rubra (blacklip abalone) is the source of this 963-nucleotide messenger RNA. RefSeq lists its product as uncharacterized. NCBI's taxonomy places the organism in Eukaryota, Metazoa, Mollusca, Gastropoda, Lepetellida, Haliotidae. The transcript has 5 exons. The record is from RefSeq and is a predicted model, not a curated record. The coding region runs from base 79 to 906 and encodes 275 amino acids.